Molecule: messenger RNA, 4020 nt
Organism: Lutzomyia longipalpis
Lineage: Eukaryota; Metazoa; Arthropoda; Insecta; Diptera; Psychodidae
Product: potassium voltage-gated channel protein Shaw-like
Exons: 11
Coding region: 1083-2825 (580 amino acids)
Biological process (GO): potassium ion transmembrane transport; protein homooligomerization
Cellular component (GO): axon; neuronal cell body membrane; dendrite membrane
Molecular function (GO): delayed rectifier potassium channel activity; protein binding
Source: RefSeq, a predicted model, not a curated record
AAUAGAGUUAAAUUAAAAUUUAUCGCCGACUAGUUCAGUCAUGUUCGGGCCGUCGGAGAGUGAGGUUGGGUUGACGGCCACAGGUGGCCCGAAGUCCGACCAAUUUUGGUUAAGUCGCCCCAUAGCGACUUGGGGGCCCCUAUGGGGUUCUUACAGUUUUAUUCUUUUACUUUUGCUCCCCCAAAACUUUAAUAAUUUCUAGUACUGUAGCGCAUUUUAAUGGCGUGGAAAAGUUUUGCUAAUAUUCUUUAUGCAUUUUAAUGAGGAAAAGAUGAUGGAAAGUGAUGUUGAGAAGUGUUGCGAGGAAAAGUUAAAAGUAAAGCUUUGCUGUGUGGUUAAGAGGAAAUUACAUGAAAAUUUUUAUAACACAUUGCUGACUUGAUUGAAUUCUAUAAUGUAAAAAAAAAAUUUGCGAUGAAAACUUGAGUGCGAGGAGUUGAGGAAAAUGGGAAAAUAUGUUUAUUUUUAUUCUCCCGCCUGGAAUUCCAGUGCGAUAAUCAUAUGGGGGUUUGCCAACAGCGUCUUUUUAUGACACACCAUUCCAGGACAUUCGCUUCUACACAAAUGUUGGCUCAGAACCAUGAAGAGGACGAAGAGGACUGUCUCUGUGGCAAAAGCUCAUACCGUUGCGGUGCCCUUCUAAAUAUUUAACUUGCAAAUGCACACACAUGUUCGCACCAGGAUUUAUGUAUGUUCCACAAGUUUAUCGUAAUUUACCCAACUAUGCGUGUACUCGACAUAUGAGCCACUACACAUAGACCUAAAUGGUCGUUUAAGAGCACCACCAACCUCCCCAUUGGGGGAGCAGCAUGCAUUGUCCCCUGGAUCUUGUCCAAACUUUCAUUUAUAGCAAAAUUGAUGGAGGUGUGAGGAAGUGUGCAGGUGAAAUGCCAAACUUCAAAAUUUAAUAAUAGGUAUUGAGGUACACACACGUCAAAGUUCUCUCAAACUACUUAAAAAGCUAUGAAGGGAAGAACAUCGCCAGAUGAAAUGAAUGUCAUUCUAACUUUCAAAAGCUCUCUUUGCAUCUGCUGAGCACUGCAGCAAUGAUGGAUUUGAAUUCUGUACACUCAACAUAGGACAUGGAUGGUGAAAACCGGAUCAUAUUGAAUGUGGGCGGAAUUCGGUAUGAGACAUACAAAGCAACGCUGAAAAAGAUUCCAGCAACAAGAUUGUCUCGCCUUACCGAAGCUCUUGCGAAUUAUGAUCCCGUCCUCAAUGAGUAUUUCUUUGACCGGCAUCCGGGAGUUUUUGCACAGAUUCUCAAUUAUUACAGAACAGGGAAGCUUCACUAUCCGACUGAUGUGUGUGGACCACUUUUCGAGGAGGAGCUGGAAUUUUGGGGCCUUGACUCCAAUCAGGUGGAACCAUGCUGCUGGUCCACGUACAGCAUCCAUCGCGACACACAGAAUACCCUCGCGAUUCUAGACAAGCUUGACCUGGAUAAUGAGCAACCGUCCGAGGAGGCAAUUUCGCGCCUUUUUGGCUUUGAGGAGAGUGGAGAUGUGAGCUGUUGGCAGCGUUUGAGACCCAAAAUUUGGGCAAUGUUUGACGAACCAUCGAGUUCAACAGGUGCCAAGAUAAUUGCUUGCAUUUCUGUGUUCUUUAUAUGCACUUCUGUGAUAUCGUUUUGUUUGAAAACCCACCCGGACUUCCGUGUGGAAAUUCCAUCACCCACCACCCAUAUGAACAUUACCACCCCAAUGCCAACGGCAAUAAGUCUCGAGGAACGGACAUCUCGAGCUCGCUUAGCCAAUAAAACCACCACAUUGGGGGAACGACACACACCAACAUUCCUCAACUUGAGACGCGUCAGGAAGGAUGGGUGGCAGGAUGGGCAACCCCACUUGGCAUUCUUCUACGUUGAACUCGUAUGCAAUGUGUGGUUCAUCAUUGAGUUGGCAGUACGUUUUGUGGUGGCGCCAAACAUCCUUCAAUUCAUCAAAUCCCCGGUCAAUAUAAUCGACCUAGCUGCCACCCUCAGCUUCUACACGGACGUUGUGCAGCAAAUGGGAGAGCAGACGGGUCUCCUUGAAGCCUUCUCCAUCAUUCGCAUCUUGCGUCUUUUCAAGCUUACGCGCCACUCACCUGGUCUCCGUAUUCUCAUCCAUACCUUCAAGGCGUCCGCCAAGGAGCUCACCCUUCUUGUCUUUUUCCUCGUCUUGGGUAUCGUAGUCUUCGCCAGUUUAGUCUACUACGCUGAGAAGUUGCAGGAUAAUCCAAAUAAUCAGUUUAAGAGUAUUCCUCUGGGUCUAUGGUGGGCAAUAGUGACCAUGACAACUGUUGGAUAUGGAGAUAUGGCCCCUAAAACCUACAUUGGGAUGUUCGUUGGUGCCCUUUGUGCUCUUGCCGGUGUCUUAACCAUCGCCCUACCGGUCCCAGUCAUUGUCAGCAAUUUCUCCAUGUUCUACUCCCACACACAGGCCAGGUCGAAGCUUCCCAAGAGGCGUCGUCGAGUCCUUCCGGUGGAGCAGCCGAGACGCAAACGCGAAGUUGGCAUCGCAACGCAUCGUCGUGUGAAUGCCAUGAAGCACCAACAUGCAUCCCAUACACAUCCUGCCAUCUUCAAGGAUGCCUUUGGUGGGGCUAAAAUUGGUGAUUUCCUCGCGGUACCCACGCUACAGGCACUUCAACCUCGGGCUGCAACAACGGGAAAUGUUGAUCUCCUCUUGCCGCUACAGCCAAAGCUCUUGGCGAAUUUAGAACGCAGAGAAAUGCCAACACUGAGGGAGGAAAUUCAAUUAAGAGAGCAACCAAAAGUUACAUUGCAGCGUGACGAUAUACCUUACGUGGAUGUUGGUAAUGAAAAUCCAACCUGCGAUUGAAAUUUUAUGUUUUGUGAUUAUUCGGAAAUUUAUUCUGGAAAUGGAUGAGUCUGGACUCUUGGUGAGGAGGAAUGAUUCUCAUCAAAUGUCUUUCAAAAUCAGACUAAUCCUGUAAUAUUGAAAAUAUUUUACUUUCCUGUCUGGACUUGAAAUUCUUUCAAAGAAAUUUUAUUUUUAAGUAUUUAAGACAAUCUAUCAGCGCUGGAUUAACAUGGAUAAAAUCAAAAAAUGUAUACUGGCGUAUAAGAGAUUGACAGAGCAUUGUAGAGUUCCAUGCAAAGAAAUUUAAUGAAUUUUAAAAUUAAUCCAAGAAAUGCUUUCUAAAACCAAUCCACAGAUUUAUUCAGAAUUCAAAAGUUUUUCUUUGAUUACAUUUCUUUGAAUCAAAUAAAUUAGAAAAUGUAUGUAAAUAUAUAUUUAUGUAAACAUGAAGUUCUUCCGUGAAAGACAAAAAAAAUAUUUUUCUGACCUUUAUAAUUAUUUUUUUUUAUUUAAAAAUAAUUCGAACCAAAUGAAUAAAAUUGUUGUUUUUUUCAAUUAAAAUCAAAUAAUAUGGAAGCUGUUAGUUAGGUAAAAUAAAAAAUCUCAUUGUAUAUAUGUAUGUAGUUGAUUUUUAUCUCUUAUGAGAGAUCCAACUGUCAAUUGAUGGCUCAAUUUAAUAAAAUUAAUUCAAGAUUUAUACUAACACGAGCGCGUUCAAAUAAAUAAAUUCUUCGCAUGAGUUCGCAGUUACAUGACAAAAAAAAACUCCUCAUGGAAAAGCACUCACCAUCCUCUAAUUUUGUCACACAAUUUGAGCUUUACACGUAUAAUUAAAAGCUGUUGUUCAAUUAAGUUCUCGUAAGUAAAUCAAAUGAAUUGUCACAUUGAUGUGUAUAAGAAGAAAGCGAUGUUGGACUGUGAAAGAUGUUUCAAUAUAGAAAAUUUUAUGGAAAACAAGAUGUAUAUUAUUUGCCAGCAAAUCUUCAUUAAGUGAAAAUGAAAAAUUUCCACCCGGAAGUGCAUCUGAUCGAGGGAAACCUUCAUUGCGAAUGUUUUACUAUACAUACCUACGCAUGUAAUGAGAAAUGUACCAAAAAAUUAAGCCAGAAAAAGUUAGAAUUUUUUUCAUUUUUAUUCAACAAAAAAGCAUGAAAUUAGGUUAAACAAUAUUUUAUUAUAAAUCCAAUAAAAAUGCCCAUGUUGUGAUUAAAAA